Messenger RNA from Triplophysa dalaica, 10724 nucleotides. It is a transcript of the gene dock3, whose product is annotated as dedicator of cytokinesis 3. The record is from RefSeq and is a predicted model, not a curated record. Gene Ontology annotation, biological process: small GTPase-mediated signal transduction. Gene Ontology annotation, molecular function: small GTPase binding; guanyl-nucleotide exchange factor activity. The transcript has 55 exons. Bases 392 to 6709 code for a protein of 2105 amino acids. Gene Ontology annotation, cellular component: cytoplasm; plasma membrane. NCBI's taxonomy places the organism in Eukaryota, Metazoa, Chordata, Actinopteri, Cypriniformes, Nemacheilidae.
UGUGCGUCAUGUGACGGUGGACGGACGGAGAGAUGAAGAUGGCGCAGCACCGGCGCUGAAGAGUCUCCCGUAAACCGAACAGAAUUAUCGCGAAAUCACGGGCUAUCGCACCAGUCACGCGCAAAAAACGCCAAACGCGCCCGUGACACACACGGGCAGUUCGUCCUCGUGGUGUUUCAACGGAUUUCGCCGUUAAAUCGCGGACAGACCGAGGCGAUGAAAUAAAUAAAUGAUCGUCUCAUCCUCAGAUGCUGCUGCAUCCAUAACGGAGAUCCAGACGCGCGGAUGUUUAAUAGGAUGAGAAAUACACAUCUCUGAAUAAACGCGUCUGCUUUAACUUUCAUGUGUCAUUUCAACACUCUUCUGAUAUCUUGGUGAUUUUACCGGGAUCAUGUGGACACCGACCGAGGACGAGAAAAUCGGAGUGGUGGUCUGUAGUUUCCGUGGAUCUGUCUCACAUGGUUUGUCUCUAGAGCUUGGAGAAACCGUUCAGAUCUUGGAGAAGUGUGAAGGAUGGUACAGAGGCUUUUCCACCAAGAAACCAACAAUUAAGGGAAUCUUCCCGGCCAGCUACGUCCACUUGAAGAAGGCCGUCGUCACCAACAGGGGCCAAUACGAGACGGUGGUCCCACUGGAAGACCCCAUUGUGACAGAGGUCACCUCUACACUGCAGGAGUGGUCCGUUUUGUGGAAGCAGUUGUAUGUGAAACACAAAGUCGACCUCUUUUACAAGCUCCGUCACGUUAUGAAUGAGCUGAUUGAUCUGAGGCGACAACUGCUUUCAGGUCACCUGACCCAAGAUCAGGUCCGCGAAGUCAAGCGUCACAUCACCGUACGACUGGACUGGGGCAAUGAACACUUAGCCUUGGAUUUAGUGCCCAGAAAGGAGUUUGAAAUGGUUGACGCAGACCAGAUAAGUGUUUCAGACCUCUACAAAAUGCACCUAUCCAGCCGACACAGCGUCCAGCAAAGCACAUCCCAGGAUGGAGGACGACAGAGACACGGUGAAUCGUGUCGGAUGCCUGUGCCGCACCAUCUUUUCGUCAACCUGAAGAGCUUCACAUACAACACCAUCGGCGAGGACACCGAUAUCUUUUUCUCUCUUUAUGACCUGAGAGAAGGCAAACAAAUCAGUGAGAAGUUUAUGGUGAGACUUAACAAAAACGGCGGGCCAAGAAAUCCAGAGAAGGUCGACCGUCUCUGCGCGCUCUUUACGGAUCUUAGCAACAAAGACAUGAAGCGAGAUCUGUAUAUCGUGUCGCAGGUCAUUAGGACGGGGCGGAUGUUGCUGAAUGACUCAAAGAAAGGUCCUCCUCAUGUCCAGUACCGCCGGCCGUACGGAUGUGCAGUGCUCGCCAUGAGCGACAUCCUCCAGACCAUCUCUGAACUCAAAGAAGAGAAAGACUUUGUGCUUAAAGUUUACACUUGUAAUAAUGAGAAUGAGUGGUACCAGAUCCAUGAGAACAUUAUCCGCAAGUCUAGUACCAAAUACACAGCGCCCAGCACUAACUACGGUUUGAUAAUAUCUCUGCAGCUUCUGCGGGGCGACAUGGAGCAGGUGCGAAGGGAAAACCCCAUGAUAUUCAACCGCGGCGUGGCCGUCACACGCAAGCUGGGUUUUCCUGAUGUCAUCAUGCCAGUUGAUGUACGCAACGAUCUCUACCUCAUACUUGAGAGAGGAGACUUCGAAAGGGGCGGCAAGAGCGUUCAGAAGAACAUUGAGGUCACCAUGUAUGUGCUCUACGCUGAUGGCGAGUUCCUCAAAGAAUGCAUCAGUCUGGGCUCAGGAGAACACAACAUAAGCGAAUAUCGAUCUUUCGUCCUCUACCACAACAACAGUCCACGCUGGAGUGAGGUCAUCAAACUACCCAUCCCUAUUGACCGAUUCCGGGGGUCCCAUCUGCGUUUUGAGUUUAGACACUGUUCGACAAAGGACAAAGGAGAGAAAAAGCUUUUUGGCUUUGCUUUCACUCCACUAAUGCGGGAGGACGGGACCACGCUGUCAGAUGAAAGCCAUGAGCUUUACGUCUACAAGUGCGAUGAAAACACAACCUUCAGUAACCACGCUCUAUACCUGGGACUGCCCUGCUGUAAGGACGACUUCAAUGGGUGCCCAAACAUCCCAUCCAGCCUCAUAUUCCAGCGCAGCACCAAGGAAAACCUAUGGAUCACAACUCAGCUCUCCUCCACUAAACUAACACAGAACGUCGAUCUGCUAGCUUUAUUAAAGUGGAAAGCACAUCCGGACCGUGUAAUGGACAUUUUGGGUCGGUUGCGGCACGUCUGCGGGGAGGAAAUUGUCAAAUUUCUUCAAGAUAUUCUUGACACUCUGUUUUCCAUUCUGGAUGACAACACGGACAAAUAUGGACCGCUGGUAUUCCAGUCACUGGUGUUUGUCAUCAAUCUACUUCGGGACAGUAAGUUUUAUCACUUCAGGCCUGUGAUGGACACUUACAUCCAGAAACAUUUCGCUGGAGCGUUGGCUUACAAAGAGCUGAUUCGCUGUCUGAAAUGGUAUAUGGACCGAUCAGCUGAAGUUGUACGACAGGAUCACAUCCAAGAAGCAAUGCGGGCUCUAGAAUACCUGUUUAAAUUCAUCGUCCAGUCACGGAUCCUCUACUCACGGGCCACCUGCGGGAUGGAAGAGGACCAGUUCCGCGCUAGCAUCCAGGAGCUAUUCCAGUCCAUCCGCUUCGUGCUCAGCCUGGACAGCCGCAGCUCGGAGACCCUCAUUUUCACCCAGGGUCCCCAGCCUCCUACAGGACCAGCCACUACCAACCAGGGCAGCUGCGUUCAGCCGUUGAGUUGUAAUGCCCCACGGCCCUCUCCUCUGUCCGCUGCCCUUCUCAACUCAUUCCCGGCUAUAUUUGAUGAGCUCCUGCAGAUGUUCACAGUGCAGGAAGUGGCAGAAUUUGUGAGGGGAACUCUGGGCAGCAUGCCCAGCACAGUGCACAUCGGGCAGUCCAUGGAUGUGGUCAAACUGCAGUCCAUCGCACGUACGGUGGACAGUAGACUUUUCUCCUUCCCCGAAUCAAGGAGGAUUCUGCUUCCUGUCGUUCUACAUCACAUUCAUCUGCAUCUGAGGCAACAGAAGGAGCUUCUAAUCUGUUCGGGGAUCCUGAGCAGCAUCUUCUCCAUUAUUAAGAGCAGCUCACUGGAGAGCUCUGUACAGGAAGAGGUGGAAAUGAUGGUGGAGAGUUUGUUAGAUGUGUUGUUACAGACGCUGUUGGCCAUCAUGAGUAAAUCUCAGUCGCAGGAGGCGGUAAGAGGGCAGCGCUGUCCACAGUGCACGGCCGAAAUCACUGGGGAAUACGUGUCGUGUCUGUUGUCCCUCCUGCGUCAAAUGUCAGACAUUCACUUCCAACACCUGAUGGACAACUUCCAGAGCAAAGAGGAGUUAAAGGAAUUCUUGCUGAAGAUCUUCUGUGUGUUCAGAAACCUAAUGAAGCUCAGCAUCUUUCCUCGGGACUGGAACGUCAUGCGCCUUCUGACCAGCAAUAUCAUCGUGAGCACAACUCAAUAUCUAUCCCCUGCUCUCCAUAAAAGCUUCACAGACGCCGACUUUGAUUUCAAGGUUUGGAAUUCAUACUUCAGUCUGGCUGUACUCUUUAUCAACCAGCCCAGUCUACAGCUGGAGACUCUGACACCAGCCAAAAGAAAGAAAGUCUUUGACAAGUAUGGUGAUAUGAGAGUCAUGAUGGCUUAUGAACUAUUUAGCAUGUGGCAGAAUCUGGGUGAGAAUAAAAUCCACUUCAUACCGGGAAUGAUUGGGCCGUUUUUGGGAGUGACUCUUGUACCACAAAAUGAAGUCCGAAAUAUAAUGAUCCCCAUCUUCCAUGACAUGAUGGACUGGGAACAGCGAAAGAACGGCAAUUUUAAACAGGUGGAGGCAGAACUGAUUGACAAACUUGACAGUCUGGUGUCUGAAGGCAAAGGAGACGAGAAUUACAGAGAACUCUUCAGUUUACUAACACAACUCUUUGGGCCGUACCCCAGUCUGCUGGAGAAGAUAGAGCAGGAGACCUGGAGGGAAACGGGCGUUUCAUUCGUCACGUCUGUCACACGAUUAAUGGAACGACUGCUUGACUACAGGGAUUGCAUGAAAGGUGAUGAAACUGAAAACAAGAAAAUAGGCUGCACUGUGAACCUGUUGAAUUUCUACAAGUCAGAGAUUAACAAGGAGGAGAUGUACAUCCGAUACAUUCACAAGCUGUGCGACAUGCACCUGCAGGCUGAAAACUACACAGAGGCGGCGUUUACUCUUCUGCUCUACUGGGAGCUGCUACACUGGGAGGAAAGACCUCUCCGAGAAUUCCUACACUAUCCUGCACAGAGUGAAUGGCAUCGCAAAGAGGGUCUCUGUCGUAAAGUUAUCCACUACUUCAACAAGGGAAAGUGUUGGGAGUACGGCAUACCCUUGUGCCGAGAACUAGCCUUCCAGUACGAGUCCCUUUAUGAUUAUCAGAGUCUCAGCUGGAUACGGAAAAUGGAAGCCGCAUAUUAUGACAACAUCAUGGAGACGCAGAGACUUGAGCCCGAGUUUUUUAGGGUGGGAUUUUACGGACGAAAAUUUCCCUUCUUCCUCAGGAAUAAGGAGUUUGUUUGCCGGGGUCAUGACUAUGAGAGACUUGAAGCCUUUCAGCAAAGAAUGCUGGGAGAAUUUCCACAAGCUAUUGCCAUGCAACACCCGAAUCAACCAGAUGAGUCCAUUUUACAGGGUGAUGCCCAGUACCUACAGAUCUAUGCGGUAACACCAGUCUCAGAAAAUGUUGACGUGUUGCAGAUGGAACGCGUGCCAGACCGCAUCAAAAGCUUUUACAGAGUCAAUAACGUCCGACGAUUUCGUUACGACCGUCCUUUCCACAAGGGGCUAAAAGACAGGGAGAACGAAUUUAAGAGUCUCUGGAUUGAGCGGACUACACUCAUCCUUACACAUCCUCUGCCCGGGAUCUCCCGUUGGUUCGAGGUGGAGAAACGAGAGCUGAUUGAAGUGAGUCCGCUCGAGAACGCCAUUUACGUGGUAGAAAAUAAGAACCAGGAGCUGCGUACCCUGAUCAGCCAAUACCAACACAAGCAGCUUCACGGAAACGUAAACCUGCUCAGCAUGUGCCUCAACGGAGUCAUUGACGCGGCUGUCAACGGCGGAAUCGCCAGAUACCAGGAAGCUUUCUUCGAUAAAGAAUACAUUAGCAGUCACCCUGAAGAUACGGAGAAAAUCACCCAGCUCAAGGAUCUCAUGCAAGAACAGGUUCAUGUCCUGAGCGUUGGGUUGGCGGUCCAUGAGAAACUGGUGCAUCCGGAAAUGCGUCCCUUGCACAAGAAACUCAUUGAUCAGUUCCAGAUGAUGAGGAGCAGUCUUUGUCAUUGUUUCUAUGUGGCCCUGCAGGGCCUGCCCGGUCUGGAUAAACUGAGCCCGGCCUGCUCAGGGGCCAGCACCCCACGCAGUAUCCUCGCCACCCACAGUCCCAUGAGUCCUGAGAGUAUAAAACUCAUGCAUAGACACAGCCCUCUGAAUGUGUUGGGCUCUAUCCGCCACUCCUCCUCUUCUCUUUCCUCUCACACCUCCAGUGAGACAGGAAACCUGCUCAUCCUGACAGACGGCAUGAUGGAGCACCCGGAGGACCUCUACCGCAUGCAGCCUAGUCCAUCAUCAUCCAGCUUGAGCUCGACUCAUUCGGCUCCGUCUCAGAUGAUCAACUCAGGUCACACCAGCAUCAGAGUUGGGUCCCCAUCACUCCCUGACCGAUACAGACACAAUCGAGAGAUGUUGAUGCUUCUGCCGCCCCACAGGGACCGUCCCAGCAGCGCCUUGUACCCUAACCUCACUGAGAAUGGACAGCCGACCAAUCACCAGAGGGCUUUGUACCAUCAGGUCAUUGGCCCCUGCAAACCCUGCAGUGACCCGAAUCUCUCUGUGGCUGAUAAAGUGUUGACUGCUCCAAGCAGCUGGAGUUUGGACAGUGGCACCAGGGACACUCUCCCGUUCCUCUCUGCUCAUGUGGGGAGUGUGAUGGGACCGCCCGUACCCCCCCGCACCCUCCCUCCCGGACACUUCUCGAUGCACUUUGAUGCCUUCCACCACCAGACCAGCGAACACCCUCCAGCUCUCCCUGCGCGCUCCUUAAGAAAGUCUCCCCUGCACCCUAUACCUGCCUCACCCACCAGUCCACAAUCAGGCCUGGAUGGCAGUAACUCCACGCUCUCUGGCAGCGCCAGCAGUGGCGUUUCCUCCCUGAGCGAGAGCAACUUCGGCCAGUCCUCCUCCGAGCCUCCGGCACGAGCCGACACCAUGGACUCCAUGCCGAGCAGCCAGGCUUGGACCACGGACACUGAGGAAGCCGAGAGCCCCUACCUCCCCGUGCGCUACAGCGUCUCCGAGCCCGAGGUUCUUGACACUCUCAAGCCCGCUCCGUGCCGCAGUCACUCAGCCCCAUUGGGCGUGACCCCGGGAGUACCCCCAGAUAGUCACCAUCACAUGCACCUUCACCACCACCAUCCACACGCAAUUCACAUCACCCACCCCCAUUAUCAUCACCACGACCCUGCACCUGCUCUUCCCCCCAAACCCUACCUGAGGGAAGGAUGCAUCCCUGAAGAGGACCUAAGGCCGGUUCCAAGGCCCAUGCCACGCAAGAUCUCGCAGCCUCUGCUCACCAACAAGGAAGCACAAGCUAAAGUGGCCUGGGAACAUGGAAUCAGCGAAGAAUAGAUUAAAAAAAUUAUGUUUUGCCUGGACUGUUGGAUUUUGUUGAUGUGUUUUUGGGUUCUGGGAAUGUUGACGCCCCGAAGGAACUGGUUUGAAACUUCCCCUAUUCUUCCCAUAUAUAUAGUGUAAAGCUUUUCAGAAGUGCUUGCCAUGUUGCUGAGCUUCCAAACUAGUGAGAUUUUUAUGUUUUGCGGGUGUUCAACGGGCUCGUAUAGCCCAGACCUGUAUGCCCAAAGCAUAUGUACACGGCUGUGAUAACCCAGAUAUGUGAUGGCAUGGAAAGAUAUGCUCAGAUGGUACAGGAAGCACAAUGAUCACAUGAUUUAACUGGUAGGCAGGGUAAUCUGCCAUGUACUAGAUGGAAAAAUGAUCGGCCUAUAUCUCUUUUGAAGUUGUUUUACAAUCAAAACCUUGUGUUACUGAAAUAAUAGUGUUGUCAAACCUUGCCAGGAAGCACUUUUCCACUCCGGCGGGGUUGCACUUAAGCACUUAUCCUUAGGCCACCAAAACCUUAUUAGUUAUUCACAUAUAUUUUUAAAUGAUGCUAGCGGUGGUCAAACAGCUUAAGCUUUAGGCACUACCUUGAUUUGCAUUUUCCCAACAUAUGAGUGAUUAUAGAAGUUCUUUGAAGAUCAUUUCAGCAUGAUUUCUUCUCUUGACAAGAUAUUCACUUUUCUUUUCAAGUGCAUUUAAAGUGUGUCAACACAAUGUCAGAAACAACAUGCCAAAACUUCAUUACCGUCCCAAAACACCUCCUGCAUGUUUGCGAGAAGCUUCUCCAGAGAGAAGCUGCACUGAUUUGACACUAAAAGGCUUUAACAAUCUCCGUAAAGCCUCAUUACACCCACAAUAUUGUCAUGCCUCGCAAGCAAGUCAGCCUCGCCUAACAUUACUAUCCCGUUAUGAUAAUAACACAACAUUCAAAGAGCUUUUAUAUCAAAGCCAUUUCCUAGAUGUCUCCUUACGGUAAAGCAGCUUUCGGUCUCAGCAGGUUUCUUUGGGAUGUGAUUUCCGUUCCUCUGAGUUGACAGUUUUCAUAAAAAGUUUAUAUUUUUAGAUAGAGCUGUUAUAAAAUUCCAAGACUUUAAUAUAAUUGUAUAGUAAAAUAAAAAAAGUGAGAGAGAGAAUAAAUACAGCUUAGAUUAUAUCAUAAAUAUAGCUUUGAAAGAUUAUAUAGUAUGUUUAGGAGGCUGGAAGCAAAGAUUUAUGAGUGUGUGUGUUUUAUGUUGCACUGAUGUGUUUAUGGACGUCAAGUCCUUCAGCUGCUGAUGGAUUCGCACUCGAUACCUGUGUAACAAUUUUUGAUGACUUGAAAGUGCGUGUUAUUUUAAGAGCUCAUUUAUAUGUACAGUUCUGCAUGUUCUCUACAAUGGUGGUCACGAUAUUGUCAUCUGUCACUUGAAGGAAGGUCUGGUAGAGGCAUUGCUUGUCUAUCUAAUCAUUCUCAACAUUAAUUCACGUUACGUCACGAUACUGAUAAUAUUUUUUGCCUUGGGUUUAUUUGGACUUGAAUAGAUUUGAAUUGUCGUAAAAGCCUAAACAUGCUUGGCAAUAGCAAAAUCAUUUUUAAGUAAAAAUCAAGAAUGGCCUUUGAGACCAUGUCUUAACCAGAAAUGACGAGUUCAGGUCACUAGAUUUAGCAACGUGCUUUCAAACAAGCACCUAGCAACAAAACUAGUGAUUUUUUAUGAACCUAACUGUCUUGCUUUUCCGGGACAGGAACAAAUCGAAAGAAUGAAAGAGAUUUGCCCAUACAAAGCAGUGUUUCCAAGAACCAAUCAUUUCCAGCCAAGUUAGUGCAAAUAUGAUGUGAUGCCGUUGUUAAUCUGUUAUUAAAUGUGCUAAUUAAGCUAGCGACUUUUCAAGCAGGCGUUACGCUGUGUUCAGACUGUCGCCUACUUCUGUCGUCAAUAAUCACUGUUGCUCGUGUUGCUGGAAGUAGCCAAGCUCCCAUUGAAAUGAAUGAGAUCGCGUCUCUCUGUCGCUGCCAGCCGCUGUCGGUCUGAACGGGGCUUUCGGUUCAGUUUUCAUCUUUUAAUUAAAAAUAGUUGGCACAUCGUUCACAUAAACCAGGGUGAACCCAACAUGCUUUCUAUACCAAUACAAAUUGAAACCUCAUUGGUUUACAGUCAUGCUCUACAUAACUGUAUAUUAAACGUUAAAUUAACACUAUAUGGCUGUAGUUGUGUUGUUUUGCCACGUUUAAUUGCAAUCUGGAAGAGUAACAUCUGGUUAGGACCUGGUUAGGACCAAAAUUUAUUUUGACAGUUUUUUUGUGUGUGGGCAUUAUCAUAUGAAUUGUUAAUAGUUUAUGGGUUAUUGUUCAAUGUGCUUCAUGUAACUUAGACUUUAUGUUUGGCGUUUGGGAAAUACGAUGAAGUCUUUUAAAAGUUUGGCAUGCAAACACAAAGUAUACAGAAAAAUCAUAAUGCUCAUAUGAAAUAAACUUCAGUCCCAUGCUAGUCCCCUAUCAAAGGGUAAUGGCAAGUGUUUAUUAAAUCUACAAGUUUUUUAUGUGCGCUUUUGUAAUAUGAACACUGUAAUGGUCAUCGAGAGAUAUGUACAGUGUCAAAUGCAUGUUAACGUAAUGGCAUAUCGUAUCUUAUUUUUUAUGGCCAAGCAAAUUCAAUACAAGUGUAUGUUUUGAUAAGGGGCAUUUUGUAAACCUGAGAAUCUAUCAUGCAACACAUAAUAUUAUCCCGUAACCAUUUACUAACCUCGUAUCUCCAAUUUAAAUAUCCAAAUGCCAUUUCUUUAAGUCCAAGCUGAUGAUUUGUAGUAAAAAAUUGCAUUUUAAAGACAUACAGAUAUGGUUUACGAAUUAGUUUGUAAUAGUUAUUGGGAUUACCCUUCAAUCAUUUUAAUAAUUAUUUUUUAUAUACAUUAAAUAUCGAGUGAUCAGGGAUGGAACUGCAAUCUAUGCAAAGAUCGUGUGAAAUAGGAAAGAGUGUAAACUGCUUAUGUGUGUCCCGGGAUGGCCCAUUCUGUGAAAAUCAGCACGGAUAACAAAAAGGCAUUGGUUUUUGAUAUUUAUUGUUUUCAACAUUUCUUCUUAUGGCUUUCCAGACAUUUUGCAUGUAAAUAUUGACUGACGGAUACUGUGUGUCUUGUACUCAUCCACCAAAAUCAUAAUUUUGCUUGCGUAUUCAAGCCCAAAAAUAAUAAAAAAAGCAUUAAACAUAUAAUCACAAUUCAUUUAAACCGGUUACUCAUUUGGCACAAAACAUCAUGUAAAAACAAUUGUACAUAUUUACAUGUUUAAUAUCUCAGUAGAGGAAAGCUGAAGUUUUGGAUAUGGAGUUUGAGGGUGAUGUUUUAUUUUUUACAUGAUGAGGUUGCCCUGAUAAUGAUCUGCAAUUCAGUAUUCGAUCAGUACUUUGUUCAUAUAUACAGCAUUAGGUGUAAUUUGCUAAUGAAAUAUUUUUUUCUUCUGUAUUUUGCUGAGAACAUUGAUUGAAAGAAAGAUAUUGCAGUAUGCUGGAAAUGGAUAGUUUUUGGCAAAUGUGCAAAGUUGUAACACUGGAAAAAUGACUUUUUGUACAUAAGAAAAACUGAAUAAGAGGGGUACUAAACACUGACCUGCAUUACAGUUUUUACCACACCAUGUCUGGCUUUAUUUUGUGUAUAUAAUCCUUCAAAAGCUUUGUAUUUAUAUGGUCAAGAAGGACAAAUCAUGUAUAGACUGAGAUUAAUUGUCUGCCUUUCUGAUGUAAAUGUGUUUUUAAAACUAAAAUGCAAACGAGUUAAAAUUAAAAAAAAAAAUCAAUGGGCUAAUCACUGCAGUUAUUUUGUGUAUUUUGCAUCAGAAUCUAAAGAAGUUACGUUUUACCAUGCAGAAAUAUGAAAACCUUUGUAUAAGUAUUCUCAAGUAUUUUUUUCUGUAUAUAUUGUGCUAGCAUGAAUAAAUGUGGUGUGGAUUUUAGAUGUAAAUACACCUUUUUUUUCCUACUCACUUAACCGCUGUGACUUGUAAUUCAUUAAUAAUGCCUAAUAUUAAAGAUAAUGUUUUAUCAACUUA